Paecilomyces variotii is the source of this 2289-nucleotide messenger RNA. RefSeq lists its product as hypothetical. Lineage: Eukaryota; Fungi; Ascomycota; Eurotiomycetes; Eurotiales; Thermoascaceae. The record is from RefSeq and is a predicted model, not a curated record. The transcript has 2 exons. The coding region runs from base 343 to 2079 and encodes 578 amino acids.
CGAGGAGGUCAAGGUACCUGCGAGGUACCUGGCUGGCCGGCCAAAACUCGGCUGCGGGUCAAGUACCUGCCAGGUUCCCCUAGCGCGAGGGAUCAUCUCCCGCCUUGGCUUUGGCUUCGCAUCUUCUCACACGAUCGCCAGCGUCAGCUUCUUCCAGGCCAGCUUCCCACUCUACGUCUUGCCUCCUCGAUUGCUUCUCACCGCGUGUUUUAUUUUCUAGCAGCCUCCUGCCCUGCUGCUCUCUCCUUCUGCCCAAUGUGUUGAUUUCGCAAUUCAUCUGGCUGCCCUGAUCGUCGGAAGGCCUCGAUAGGAUCGUCCAUCGUCCAACUCCGCUGCUUCGCAAUGGACGACACCAACAACCCCUCCCGCGCAACCGACACGCCCGAGGGUUCUGUAGGAGGUGACGAUACCCAACGGCAGCAGACCCCAGCGAAGAAUUCUACGAUCAAGGACAAGCAAUGCCAGUACUGUCACCAGGCGUUCACCUCGUCGUCCUUGGGCCGGCAUCUCGAUCAGUAUCUGUUCAAGAAGAAGCCCGACGGCAUCCACGAUGUCGAGGAGAUCCGGCGCAUUCGAAGCGGUAUCACCAGGCGCCAGGCGCGCACUUCAACGGGGAAGCGGGACAGUCCAGACCGUGCCAUGGGGAAGAGUCAGCACGAUCCGCAUGGUGUAGUUCCUUUGGAACUGAAUAGUAAGCACCAAGGGGGCGUCCGGAUGAUGUUCAAUACGCCUACGUGGCACGCGACAGGCGUCAUCAACGACAUCCCCAAUCCAUCAAGCCCGCGAGAUGGUCCCAGUGCUGCGUGGUUCACGACGUCGCAGCCGUCCGUCUCGAUAGGUCCACUGGACUAUGCCAGCCGUGGUGGUAGUGCGAAUUCGGCGGACACGGCGAGAGCAUUGGAGUUGGCAUUGCGGGAGGUUCUGGAUAAUAUCAAAGCAGCGACUUCUAGGGUGCGACCCCGAUUAUCGCCUUUUGACUUCGAUCUCCAGUCGCAGACAUUUCCAGCUUUAUGUCUGCAGAUGCUUCCGCCUCCUCCAAGUCUAUUCUCCGUUCAUCCUUUUCCUGCUCCAGGCUCGUUUCCUCUACAACCUCCAGGCCCCGGGCAUGUUGAGAUUGUCCGACAAGCUCUACGAGCUCAGAUUGAGCAGUGGAAAUCGGACCAGCUGGCAUCUGCCACCACGAGCCGGUCGACUCCCGGGAAGUCGGGCGUGAAUCUCCCUAGCAAUGAUCCGACCAUGAUUACUCGAACGGCCCAGCAGCACGACGAUAUUAGUUCCAGACAUCUAGACUUGUCGUUUCAACAUUGGAUGGCACUUUCUCCGGAGACUCAGCGUGAGCAUUGGCACCUGGAGAUCACAAGGGCUUUUGCUCGGGAAGUCGAGAAGCGUAGACAUCUCGACCACCAGCUGGAACGAGUACAGCAGGAAGCGAACCAGCUACGGGCUCAAGUGGAGAAAUUAGGUUCCUGCCAAUGGCCUAGGGAGUUCGCGAUAUUCCCUCCCGACCUUCUGCCUCUUCCUCGAGAUGUAACUAGGGAGUUGGAUGCACAAGAAGGUCUGCUCAAUCCAGCCUCUUCUAGAUGGGAUUACGACACGGUGGUAGCGAAAUGGAAGCGUGUGGUGAUGCAUGACAAGAGUAUGGGCCGGUAUGGUGUCAGCUAUGCGAACAGUGUAUCGGAGGAAAACAGUCCUACCGUAAAACUGCAUACUGAUGAUGCGCACAAGGCUGCCAAUCGGUCGCAACCGAUGCAGCCUCCUGCGGCUCGUAGCCCAAUUCCACCUGCUGCAAGCCCUGGCCAAGCAGCGUCUACCAGCUCGCAACAGCAGACACCUCCAUAUCAGCCUCAGGAGAAUAUCCAAAGUUACAAUGGGGUUCCGCAGGCUAAGCGUCAACGUCUAAUGAACGGGAGUCCGGCGGCAACCGGUGCAGCAGAAGGUAGACAUAGCCCAUCCGCCGGUGAUAGUACUAAUGGUACGUCCUCAUCAUGGGGUCCUCACUCUGUCCAGUCGUUACUUCUAUCUGGACCUGGUACGGCGUCUGCGCCAACUCCUCCUCCAUCGCGCCCUAGCGUACGGUGAUGUGCAGAUAUCGGGAUCGUGUGUAACUCCUAUCCGCCUGGAGAGGCGUAUAGAGAGAAACUCGCACAUGCGGGAAGAGCAUGGUGCACUGUUACACUGGACCUGCAAAGUGAUGUCUAAGUCCCAGAAUCGCACAAAACCAACAGAGGACACCUAUGCAUGGAAGUGGGAACAACCCAAAGGACGUAGCCAGAAAUGGCCGCAGUCUGG